AUGGGUAGUGUCCUGGCUCUUGACAGCUUCAAGAAGGAUUUUGGCCUACCUAUAGGAUCAUCAGGUUUUGCCGACGCCAAAAACACGUCGGUUUCGUCCAAUGUGGUGUCCCUGCUGACAGCGGGCUGUUUCUUCGGCUCAAUCUUCGCCGCUUUUCUCAACGAUCGCAUUGGCCGUCGAUACUCGCUGAUGAUCUUUUGCAUGAUCUUCCUAGUUGGCGCUGCCAUUCAAGUUGGCGCCCACCACGAGAUUGGGAUGAUUUACGGCGGACGUGUGGUUGCCGGUCUGGGAAUCGGCGGCAUGUCCAGCAUCACCCCGGUUUUCGUCAGCGAGAACUGUCCCCCAAAGACUCGUGGUCGCGUGGCUGGUCUAUUCCAGGAGUUUUUGGUUAUUGGCAGCACCUUCGCCUACUGGUUGGACUAUGGCGUGUCGCUGCAUAUCCCUGAAGGAACGAGCCAGUGGCGCAUUCCCGUCGCCAUCCAACUGAUCCCCGGUGGCCUGAUGUUUAUUGGUCUUUUCUUCCUGAAGGAGUCUCCGCGUUGGCUGAUGAAGCAGGGCCGUCAUGAGGAGGCCUUGGAUUCGCUUGCCUACAUCCGCAAUGAGUCCCAGGACAGUGAGCCAGUCCGCAAGGAGAUUGCGGAGAUCAAUGCUGCUAUUCAAGAAGAGCUGGCCGCCACGGAGGGUGUCACCUGGAAAGAAUGCCUACAGAAGAGCAACCGAUACCGCUUCUUCUUGGCUUUUGUUCUUAUGUUCUGGCAACAGUUCUCAGGCACCAACUCUAUUGGAUACUAUGCGCCUGAGAUUUUCCAGACGACUUCGUCUUCCCUGUUUGCUACUGGCAUCUACGGAACUGUCAAGGUGAUCGCGACUGGAAUUUUCCUGUUGGUUGGCAUUGACCGCUGGGGACGAAAGAAGAGCUUGAUCGGUGGUGCGGCCUGGAUGUCCGUUAUGAUGUUCAUCAUCGGCGCCGUUCUGGCUACUCAUCCUCCUAAUCUAAAAUCCAAGACUGUUUCGCCGGCGUCGAUUGGUAUGGUGGUAAUGAUCUACCUGUAUGUGAUAGGGUACUCGGCCUCUUGGGGCCCGACUCCGUGGGUGUAUCUGGGCGAGAUCUUCCCAACCCGUCUCCGCUCUUAUGGUGUCGGUCUCGGUGCCGCCACACAAUGGUUGUUCAACUUUGUUAUCACCGAGGUCACUCCUCAUGCUAUCAACAGUAUUGGCUGGAAGGUAUGUUCUUUGAGAUCAAGGCAAUUGUGA
This is a messenger RNA of Penicillium lagena, 1254 nucleotides long. RefSeq names its product sugar porter family MFS transporter. Gene Ontology annotation, molecular function: carbohydrate:proton symporter activity. The transcript is spliced from 3 exons. The record is from RefSeq and is a predicted model, not a curated record. The coding region runs from base 1 to 1254 and encodes 417 amino acids. Gene Ontology annotation, biological process: carbohydrate transport; transmembrane transport. NCBI's taxonomy places the organism in Eukaryota, Fungi, Ascomycota, Eurotiomycetes, Eurotiales, Aspergillaceae. Gene Ontology annotation, cellular component: membrane.